AUGGCCACUGCUUUGUCCAAUACAUCGACUGACUCAUCAUUGCUCUCUAUCUUCGAACAAUGGUGGUGUCCUAUAUGCAGUUCCGAUAUGGAAGAUGGUCCUCUUUGCCAAAUGUGUCAAAAAGUAAUCAAGGAAUCGGAAGAAGAUCUAUCUAAUAAUGAUCAAUCAAAAUCGGCCGCAUUGUAUUCUCAGUAUAAACUUUACCGGAGAGCUAAAAGUAAAGAAUAUGAAACAGGUGACCAAGACAAGUCUAUUUCAGAUGAUAAAAAUGCAGUUUUAAUCAAUUCCGAAGCAGCACCGCCAACACGUAUGUCCUUGACUAUUCGUGAUCGUCGACAUAUGCAUGAAUCUGGUGCACAAGUCAUAUUUAACAAGAUAAAGAAAUAUUGCAGACAGGAAAAUAUACAUUUUGUUGAUGAUCAAUUUCCUCCAAUAGAUGCAUCGAUUGGAUCAGGAACAUUCAACCAAGUUGCACAGUGGCUACGAAUAUCUAACGUCGCUCCAUCGUCAGAAGAAGAUCGUAAAUUGCCAUGGACUAUAUUUUCAUCGCCUGGUCCAAGUGAUAUUGCACAAGGUGCUCUAGGCAAUUGUUGGUUAGUUGCUGCUUUAGCUUUGGUUUCUGAAAAGCCUCGUUUACUUGAGCAUAUUCUUCUUACAAAAACAAUAAAUAAUGAAGGCGUUUAUAUGGUACGCGUUUGUCACAAUGGCUUGUGGAAAACAAUUAUUAUUGAUGAUUGCUUUCCAUGCACAAGACAUAAAAACUUGGUCUUUACUCAAGCUAAGCGUCGUCAAUUGUAUGUUCCGUUGAUUGAAAAGUCAUGUGCAAAACUAUUCGGUUCUUAUGCUGCUCUAAGAAGUGGAAAUAUGCGUGAGGGUCUUCAAUUAUUAACUGGAGCACCAUGUGAUUAUAUUGAUCUUCAACCAACGAAUAAUACACUGGAUGGUGAUAUGGCUUGGGCACAACUUUUAUCUGCUUGCGAAUCAAAAUUAUUGAUCGGAGUAUCGUCAGGCGGAACUGCUGUGAGCUCAGAAGAAUAUGCACACGUUCACAUUCAUAAGGACCAUGCAUUUUCUCUCCUGGCCGCUAAUGCACUUAGAGAUGCAUCAUGGCGUUUUGUACUUGUUCGUGAUCCUCAUUCUCAUUCAACCUAUCGAGAAGAAUUGGUAACAGAAAGUAUUCUCAAGCAACUACGUGCAGUCAAUCCUGAGAAACGUUCUACUGGUGCUUUUUGGAUAUCAUGGCCUCGAUUUCUUCGUUAUUUUUCAUCUAUAACUAUCUCACAUUAUAAUAGUGAUCAUUAUGAUAUACGCGAAGUAGGUAAAUUUACUCGAUCAUCUACCCAACAAGUAACAAUUUACAAUCUUCAUGUACCUGAAUCAUCAACAAUCAAUAUCAGUUUGGUAUAUCAUCGUCGUGAUCGAAAAACGCGUACUUCUCAUACUCAAUCGUUUGUGCUUUGUGAUACAAGCGAAUUCGCAGCAACUGGUAUUGUUGGUGCACGUGAGAGUAUAAUUAUGUCUGAGCGUGGAGGCCUUACGUAUUGGGUAGGAGCAUUGCGAGCUGGUGACUAUGCACUGGUACCAUUUUCAACUAGUUUUUGGCAAAAUGAUAAAGAAAAAAGAGAUUUUACUAUUGUCAUACAUUCAAGCGUGCAAAUUAGUUUAACUACAGAAACUAGACCAGCAACAUUUCUUGCUGAUUGCCUGAUUUCAGCCGUGAUUAGAAUUGCCAACAAGAAACAGGACAAAGAAGCUGUAUUUUAUACAACAUCGAAUAAACUACGAUUUAGGGUGUUUAUCGUUGAAAAUCUAUCAAUCACAAAUUAUUUAAAUUUAGAUGUCAAUAUCCAGAUUGCAAAAAGCGUUCGCCACUCUCGUUUUAUUGGCGCGCCACAUGCCACUCGUGAUUGUAUACCACCAAGACAUCGUCAAAUAGUAUUUGCUAUAGAAUGGAUUGAUAAAACUGGAGUAGCAACUUCUUUGAGUUAUUCGUAUUUGCACAGUCAUACUAAGCAGCCGACUGAUCCAAGACCACCCAUUAGCAUUUCUGGCAAGGAUUUUCACUCAUGGCGAGCAUUUUAG
Messenger RNA from Rotaria socialis, 2082 nucleotides. NCBI's taxonomy places the organism in Eukaryota, Metazoa, Rotifera, Eurotatoria, Philodinida, Philodinidae. The record is from the annotation of a GenBank genome assembly.